Benincasa hispida (wax gourd) is the source of this 925-nucleotide messenger RNA. RefSeq names its product bet1-like SNARE 1-1. Lineage: Eukaryota; Viridiplantae; Streptophyta; Magnoliopsida; Cucurbitales; Cucurbitaceae. The record is from RefSeq and is a predicted model, not a curated record.
CAAAAUUCUCCAAUAAAAUAUAUUAAAAGAAAAAAAAAACAUUUGGAAAUAAAAUUUCAAUAUAUAUCCCUACUCCCCCGUCAGGAUUCGCCGAUCGUCUUCCUCCGUCGUUUCUCAAACUUUCAGGCUUCAGCUGCUCUGACAACUUCUUCCGAGAAGCGUUUGUAUAACAGAUCGAGAAGUCUUUGAUUGCGAAUCCAAGAACGUUCAGGCCUGGGCGUGGAUUCUGUUUCGUCCCGAGAGAGUCAUGAACGCGAGAAGGGAACUGCGCAACAAUAGGGUUGCUCUCUUCGAUGGCAUUGAGGAGGGUGGUGUCAGGGCUUCAUCUUCCUACUCCUCCCAUGAAAUUGAGGAGCAUGAUAAUGAAGCAGCAUUGGAUGGCUUGCAAGACAGAGUCCUCCUGUUGAAGAGGUUGACAGGUGACAUAAAUGAAGAGGUGGAGAGUCAUAACCGGAUGCUGGAUAGGAUGGGUAAUGAUAUGGAUUCAUCAAGAGGAGUGUUGUCAGGCACUAUGGAUCGAUUCAAGACGGUGUUUGAUCCCAAGUCAAGCCCGAAGAUGUUUUCACUAGUCGCACUUUUCGUGGCAAUUUUCUUCAUCGUGUACUAUCUCACAAGGUAAUCCUCCCCCAUUUGGAUAUCGAAAGAACUCGAGCUUUGCCUAGAAGACAAUGAUCACUAUUGCUGCCUAGUUCUAUCAGUAAGUUUGGCAUAGAUGUUCUGUUGAUGCUUGUGUGAAUAUGUUUGCUUGUACCAAAUUAAAGUUGAAUGAGUUUGAAAACCAAAUAUCAUCUGCUGCUCUCCAUUCAGCUAGACAUUGAUGGGGAGAGAUAUAUAAUCAGCAAACCAGUUUGUUACUUGAGAGUUUAAUAUCUCUGCCUUGCCUAUAUUCUCUAUUUGAUUUAAAGCCAGAUUACCAUUCAAACAA